Molecule: messenger RNA, 624 nt
Organism: Gymnogyps californianus (California condor)
Lineage: Eukaryota; Metazoa; Chordata; Aves; Accipitriformes; Cathartidae
Gene: CKS2
Product: CDC28 protein kinase regulatory subunit 2
Exons: 3
Coding region: 115-354 (79 amino acids)
Biological process (GO): regulation of mitotic cell cycle
Cellular component (GO): SCF ubiquitin ligase complex; cyclin-dependent protein kinase holoenzyme complex
Molecular function (GO): histone binding; ubiquitin binding; cyclin-dependent protein serine/threonine kinase activator activity
Source: RefSeq, a predicted model, not a curated record
AGCUGAGCUGUUGGAUUCAAACCGAGCGGGGCGCGGAAGCGGGCGGUUAGUCUGCGGGCUUGUGCGUGAAGAGAGCCGGUUGGGUCGUUGCUGCUGCUGCCGCCGCCUCUCGCUAUGGCCCACAAGCAAAUCUACUACUCUGACAAGUACUUUGACGAGCAGUACGAGUACCGACAUGUGAUGCUGCCAAGAGAACUUUCAAAACAAGUGCCAAAAUCCCAUCUAAUGUCUGAAGAGGAGUGGAGACGACUUGGUGUUCAGCAAAGUCUUGGCUGGGUUCACUAUAUGAUCCAUGAGCCAGAACCGCAUAUUCUUCUCUUCAGAAGACCUCUUCCAAAGGAUGAGCAGAAGUGAACCAUUGCCUAUAAAUCUUCUCCUAAAUCUUCUGGAACUAUGUAUAUGAGUGUAUAUAUGUUGGUAGUAUUCAGUGAAUACUUUAAAAUGUACAAAACAUACAUCCAUACCUGUGCAUGAGCUGUAUUAUUCACAGCAACAAAGCUCAGUCAAAUGCAAUUCCAAGUAGGCUGCUAUGGUGUUCAAAGAGUGAUGAACUUAUCUUCUUUACUGUUAAUGUAAGUGCCUGUCUGACUCUUCAGUGAAUUUUAUUAAAGUUUACGUAUUGCA